This is a messenger RNA of Mycena citricolor, 398 nucleotides long. The record is from the annotation of a GenBank genome assembly. Lineage: Eukaryota; Fungi; Basidiomycota; Agaricomycetes; Agaricales; Mycenaceae.
AAUCCAACCACUAGAAUAGACAGACGCGAUCCGAUGCGUACGAUUAUCAGAAUCCAGCAAGAGUGCUUCUUUGUGAUUUGUAGUAGGCCCAGUCUGAUCCAGUGCGUUGCCAGGACUGGAUCUCGAGUGAAUCGCGUCAUUCUACAGUCCAUUCCGGAUGCUCAUCGUCUCCACACCUGGGGCAUGCCAUCUAGGAUCACGUCCAGUCAGAAGAACAUGGUCGGGGAUUCUGGUGAGACAGGUCAUCUAACAGCUUUGUAGAUGAAUGCGUAGUGGAGCAUCGAUAUGUCAUGGCGCUGAGCAAAAAGCUUGAUGACUCUUUCAGUGCCACUUACAUACCUCCCCUGCACUGAUGAGUGGGCCUAUUCAGAGAUUGCUUCAAUCACGCCCACGCGGCA